Molecule: messenger RNA, 3834 nt
Organism: Stomoxys calcitrans (stable fly)
Lineage: Eukaryota; Metazoa; Arthropoda; Insecta; Diptera; Muscidae
Gene: p130CAS
Product: breast cancer anti-estrogen resistance protein 1
Exons: 6
Coding region: 1099-3510 (803 amino acids)
Biological process (GO): cell migration; cell surface receptor protein tyrosine kinase signaling pathway
Cellular component (GO): cytoplasm; plasma membrane
Molecular function (GO): protein binding
Source: RefSeq, a predicted model, not a curated record
AAAAACCCCAUACCCCCAUCUGUAUCAAAAAUAAACGAAGAAAAACAGUAACUGCCAUAUUUUUCAGGCAUAAGCACACAACAAUAAGCCAAGUUAAGAGAGCUCGCUAGCUACAAAUAAAUGCCUUUCAGUGGCCACAAUCACGUAUCUCGUCUGCUGACGAGAGUAGCUGUCCGUCUAGCUGCGGCUCUUUAACUUCCAUUGUUGUUGUUGUGUGUCUGAUGUGUGUUUUUUCAAGUUGUUUACCGAAAUUUUUGUUUUGUUAAAAUUUUGGCAAUUUUUGUUGUUGACGUUGUUGUUGGUGCUUUUGUACCCUUCUUACCUUGCUGACGGUUUUUAACUGGCAAGCAGGCACACUGCCUGUUGGGAUUGCUGGUUGGUAUACAUUUGUUGAUACUGCCCGCUGUUUCGUCGUGCGAUUUUUAUUUCGAAAAGAAAUCUCUCAAAAAGACAACAAAAAAGCUGGAAAUAGAAAAAAAACAACCAUUGAAAAGAAAACAUGAUUGAAAGCCCAAAACAACAUGGUUUUGUUUCCUAUAAAAAUGAAUUGUAACAAGAGGAAUAAUACGGGCUGACAGCAAGCAAAGAAAAUAUGAAAAAUCAAGGAAAAUGGAAUAGUAAAAUAUAUUAAAAAAAAAAAAACAAAAUUUGGAAAAAACAAAAGAAAAAAAUAGAGUGAUAAAAAAGGAAGCCAAUUGGAACUCUUUUAACCCGAAAUUCCAACUUUGAUAAUAUUUUGUGCAAGAUUUCAAAAAACAAAAAAAAAAAUAUCGAGUUACUUUAUCUAUAUUGUCCUGGAUUAAAUAUAUUUAAAGAGCUCGAAACUUAAGUCUUUUCGUUUGGCAAAUAAUCCUAAAGUGAAAGAAUCUCAACUGUUUUUGUAUUGAAAAAAAAAAUAGCCAUUCAUAAAUGGAGCCUAAAAAUGUGCUUAAACUCCCCAUAAUCAAUUUUGUGUGGUAACCAAACCACCUAAUACCCCUAAACCUACCAAACUGAAUGGCUUCAAAAUUCCAAGAAGUUUUUGCCACAUAAAAAACCCCAAAUAUUCUGUGAAACCAAAAGAGAGGCAAACACGCCAAGCUCCAAAAGGCCAUCAACAUGCUGGAUAAAACAAGCGAAUACUGUUCUUUGGAUUAUGAUGUACCGGUCACAAGACCUAUAAAAAUUAUCAAGAAACUUCAAGCCAAAGCUUUGUACGACAAUGCCGCUGACUCACCCGAUGAAUUGCCCUUCCGAAAGGGUGACAUACUGGAAGUUUUGGAACAGGACACCGAAGGUUUAACCGGUUGGUGGUUGUGCAGAUUACGCGGCCGUAAGGGUCUUUGUCCUGGCAAUCGUUUGAGAUUUGUAAAUUCAUAUGAUUCUGGAUGCUUCUCGCCAUCGCCCUCAUCGUCACCAUGCCCCUCGUUGGCUGCCAGUACGGCCACUUUAAAUAGCUCAAUAUGUUCGGCAGACAUUUAUGAAAACACAUCGAUAAUCAGCGGCUCAGGCAGUAGUGGCAUCAGCAGCAACAGCAGUGGCAGUGGCAAUGGCAGCAAUUGUGGCAUAAGCGUCAGUCAAACCCAACUAAAUACAACGUCUGCCACAACAAACAUGCUACAACAGCAACAACAGCAUCAACGACAUGGCACACGAAGGUCAUGGCAUGUGUCUCCCAACAAGGUUAUCACACCACAACGUCACGGUGAUGUCUACAUUUACAAUAUACCCCCACAGCAACAGCAACAUCAGGCUCAAUCACACAAUUCACAGCACCUUCUGUCGGCAGCUUUUGCUCAACAAGAACUGCAACAGCAACAAAUUUACCAAAAUCUUCCUGGCCACUCUGUAAGUCACGAAUUUGAGACCUACGAUAUACCCAAACCAGCCGUACCCAUCAAUUACGAUAUACCACGCUACAUAAAACGCAAUAUGGCUCAUUUACAUGCUGCUGCCAAGAAAGCAUGCUCCACACCCAUACCAGAUGAGAAUUACGAUGUGCCAAGACCUUUGAAUUCAUUGCUGCAACAUCAGCAUACAUUAACCCCAAGCAGUUCAAAUUCAUCACUGCUCACAAAUGAUAGUCUCUCACUUUCAUUCUCAUCAUCAAAUCGUUCAUCGCUGGCAAAUAUGCCGGAUUAUGAUAUACCACGUCGCAAUCCAUUGCCUGUGAGGGCAGUUUUGCAGCAACAGCAGCAGCAGCAGCAACAACAGCAGAGACCCUCAUCGAGAGCAUCUUCGGUGAAUGGCAAUUGUUCGACAUAUGAUUUUCCCAUACCCACAAAUGGCCUGGACAAAAAAGGCGCAGGUCAAGCUGUAGUAGCAACCAAAGAAUUACCGCUGGAACUGUCAUCGGCUCUGGAAACACUGGCCAAAUUGCAAUCGGAGACGACAAUGGCAAUAACGAGACUUUUGGCUUUUGUCUCUCCCGAAUGGCGUUGCCGCGAAAAGCUCGAGCCUGUUCUCAUGGAAGUCAAACUGGCUGCAGUGCGGCUGCGCACUGCCCUACACGAUCUGGCGGAGUUUGGCGAGGGAGCCUUGGGUAAUGCCUCUAAAUCGGAGGAUCGUACCCUGGCCACAAAACUAAAACCCAUUAUACGAGCUCUACGAGAUGCCAACAAUUUGGUGCAAGAUUCCUGUGAAGUCCUAGAGGCUAACGGAGGAUGGUCUAUGGAUCUGUUGGUGCGUGAUGAUGAUAAGAACACCUGCAAGUCACCCGAUAGCCUGGAUCGUCUCAUAGCCUGUGCUCAAACCCUAACCGAAGAUGUUCGCUCAACCACUUCGUUUAUACAAGGUAAUGCUUCCCUGCUCUUUAAGCGUCAGCUAAGCGAGGUCAUCGAGGAGUCAUCGGUGGCAGCAAAUCAAACCACGUCGGUGCCACAAACUCCCACAGCGGAGGAGGAACGAACCACCGCUGUCUUGUUGGAAGAUUAUGAUUAUGUGUCGUUUGAGUCCAAAGAUGCAGCGGCACGCAAAAAUUCCUUACUGCGAGAGGCCAUACCCGAGAAUAUGAAAAAUAAAUUCGAUACAGUGCUAAAGGUGGCUGAGAACACAGUUCUGACCACCGCCAGCAACAACAUGCCGGCCACACCCAAUGGCAAAAAGGUGGUAGUGGAAAUGAACGAAAAGGAUAAAAUGUUGGUGCGUUAUUACGCAGUACAGAUCACCACACACAUGGGUAAUUUGGGUCAAGCCAUAGACUCUUUUCUGGAAACGGUGAAAAAUAAUCAGCCACCGAAAUUCUUCAUAGCCUAUGGCAAGUUUGUGGUGGUCAGUGCCCAUAACUUGGUGACCAUAGGCGACAUUGUGCAUCGCAAUGUGUCCAAAGCCGAUUUAAAGGAGAAAAUUCUUAGAUGUUCCAACAAUUUAGCUGAAGCUUUGAAAACCUGUGUUCUUAAGUCCAAACAAGCUGCAGCCUAUUUCCCUAGUGUUACAGCGGUGCAGGAAAUGGUGGAUUCGGUGGUGGACAUCAGCCACUUGGCUUGUGCUCUGAAGACAGUGAUGUUGCAUGCCCAUCAAUUGACAAUGUAAGCAUGAGGCAAAGGGGAAAAAAGUAAGAAUGAAAGAGAACGAGAAAAAAGGCUUCAAAAGUCUUCCAUACAUAUGAAUUAUAGAACUUUUUUAGGAAAAAAGCUUUUGGCAACGAACAAGUUAAUGUUAAACCCCCACAAUCCCUGCGAACAACUAAAUCAAAAGCUGUUGCAAACAAGCUUGCAAGGCCCAUUAACAAUUCUAAGCUUUUGCCGGAAUAGCUGGAAAAGGUUUGUAGAUUUGUUUUACAGCUUAAGUUUAGUUAAAGCUUUCGGCUUGCAAUGAAUUUUCAGAGGCUUAACUAAAAGCUUACUCUAAACUUGA